AUGUACAAGAGUGCGCCACAGAGGGGGGGGAGACCUCAGAACACCUUGAGACCUCAGAACACCUUCAUGACUACCUCGUCUUCUACAUCUAUCACUACUCAUGAUGUUUAUUGGUCUUUGACGGAGUUGGGGGACAAGAUGAUUUUGGAUUUGGGGUGCAUGAAGACGGUGGCAGGGACGACAUGGGUCAAACCCCUGGUUUUGAAAUGGAAGAGAAAUGGUUGGUAUUGCAAGGUUGUCCCAGAGAAGGAAUCGUUUCGUUUUGGGGAUGGGCACAUCAACCAAAGCAAGUUUGCAGUGAUCAUCCAUGUGAAUUUAGCCGGCAUCCCAUGUCUUUUGCGGAUUUCAGUUGUUGCAGGGAACUGUCCACCAUUGUUGUCAAAACCUGUCUGCACAACCUUGGGUCUCAUGGUCGACACGUCAUCGCAUGCAGUGACAUCUAAGAAGUAUGGCAUCAAAAGGUUUGGACUAAGUCAAUCUGCAGGAGGUCACUAUGUCAUUCCCAUUGAUCAGUUGUCUGACAUGCAGCCUGUUCCUAGUGAGUUCGUUCUGCAGCCACACUAUGAAGUGUUUCCGCUGACUUCCAGUGGAUCAACGGUGAAAGGAUCACCACCUACGCGCCCUACCGUUCUUACGGUGCACACGGUGGCGGAUGGUCGACAACAGCCCAUGGGAGAACGUCGGGAUGCUGGAGGACGAGGCUCAUGCGAUCUCGUCGGACGAGCUGCAGGAGCCGGAACAGAGGACAUCGAGGUCGGUGAGACGCCGAGCUUCGAGAACGCUGUCAGACACCAGAGCCCGAUCUCAGAGCAAGUCACCGCAGAUGCCCAAGGAAAUGUUGGAGAUGCAGGCACAGAUGGCUCAGAUGGCCACGAUGAUGAUGGAGAUGCAGGAGAUGGCUACAGCAGCCAAAGCCAAAGCGAAGAGCCAGAGCAAGGCGGCGGCAUCUGGGCAGACGGCCCCCAAGGAGAAGAAGGAGAACAAGAAGGCGGCCCUCACAGGACGAGAAGCAGACUUUCCGACCCUGUCGCAACGGUACAGUUACGACGUCACCUUCAACAUCCUCGGCAGCAUCACGGAACAGACCCUGACGUUCAAAUGGAAGCUUUUGCUGCUGAUGUUGAGGAUGAAACAGGCGGUGGAGUCCGACAAGACAACCAAGAGACGCUGGAAGAGGAAUCCCAGGUGGAUCAUGCACAUGAACGGCAGGUUCCUUGCGGGACUAUGGGGACAUCUCGGCAGCGCCCGUCAGCUGUGCUUCAACCCGAAGGUGUAUCCCUUGGCAUUGGGCGAGACAGAGGAGAAGGAGGCUCGAGACAAGCGCAGGGGCUCCAAGAGCUCCAACUGACGGACCCCAAUGCCCCAACCACAGCUGAGCAGAGGAGACGUGAAAUAGAACGAGUGGAUGUGGUGAUGGAAGGCCGACUACGACCUGGUGGAGCUCUACGUCCUGGUGGAGAUCUUCCUGAGGAGCUACAUCAAACUGGAGACCUUUGUGAGGAGCUACAUCAAACUGGAGGUCUAUCGGAGGAGCCACAUCAAACUGGAGCUCAACGUCUUGGUGGAGCUCUACUUGAGGAGCUACUUCAAACUGGAGAUCCUGGUCCUUGUGGAGUUCUAUCUGAGGAGACGAGAAAGGAGACAGGACAUCCAACUCUGCAAGCUGAAGCAGGGGCAUCAGUCAAGAAGAUCACCUUGAACCGGAGACAGACGAGGAGCAUCAGACAAGGAGUGCAGAAGGCUCUACGUCUACAACAUAGAAUCUAUGAGGCUGCCCAGAUGAAGAAGAGACCAUGGACACUUUUGGAGGUCUUUGCAGGAAAGGCUACGUUGUCUUCAAUGGCAAGGGAAUGUCCUGAAUGGGAGGUCUUGCCACCGCAGGACGUGCUUUACGGGCUGGACUUACUCAAGGAGGAACAUGUCCAGCUGCUGAAGGACGUCAUUGAGAAUCAACGUCCUGAUGUAGUGACACUGUCACCACCAUGUGGUCCGUGGAGCUCAUGGCAAAGGAUGAGAAAGAGGAAGGACAUCCUUCAAGCACUACGACGGGAGCAUCAACCAUUUUGGGAACUGGUCUGCUGGAUUUGGGCUUUCCAAAACACUCAUGGCGGAAUUGUGGUGUUGGAACAACCCAAACAAAGCGAGGCUCUCAAGAUGCCCAAGAUGACACAGAGAAAGCAGGUCUAUGAAAAGGAGGUACAUAUGUGCCAAUUGGGGUUGGAGGACGUGGUGAGCGGUGCUCCACACAAAAAGGCAACCGCCGUGCAAAUGAACCAUCCUAUGAUCUGUACGACGCUCUUCCCGGACAAGAAGUGCGAUCAUCCCCCAGGAGCACAUCAGCCGUUGGAAGGAUCAGUGGCGGUGUGGGAUGAAACUACAAGAAGAUACAAGGCAGUCAGGAGAUCGACUUUGGCGGCAGAGUGGACGCCAGCCUUUUGUGAUUGGUUGUUAGGAGGUCUGGAGGCCAUACAGGAGGAAUCAGCCCAGGUUUUUCAUUUGGAGCUGCAUAGAGAAGUGCCCAACACCAAACUUUGGGAAGCAGUGCCAGCUGAACUGGAGCAGACCCCGGAAGGUCAGAUCCGACAACACCUGCAGCAGACAGAGUUUGGCACGAGAUAUGAUUAUAUCAGCUUCUCAGGCACGGCCGCAAUGGUGAGCCGUACUAUGAGGUCUACGUUGGCACAUCUGCAUGUGGCGCUUGGACAUGUGAGCAACGCCAAGCUGAAGAGGAUGAUGCUGCUCAAUGGGGCGAAACCGGAGCUGGCCCAGAUCAUUGAUCACUUGGAGUGCCAGAUAUGUCAACAGGUUCAGAGCCCGAUGGCGACCCCCAAGGCGGCAUUCCAGCGCCCGAUGGUCUUCAAUGAGCGCAUUCUCUCGGAUACCUUCUACGUGUGGGACAUGGAGGAAACCAAGUAUGCAGUUACGCAUAUUAUCGACGCCUUUUCCCUCUACCAGAUCGCGACGGCGGCCAAGGACCCUGCGUCGGACAUCUCGAUGGAGUUGAUCAGAGACAGAUGGGUAGGAGUGUUUGGGCCACCUGCCGUACUGAUGACAGAUCAGGGCAGCGAGUUCAAGGGAGAGCUUGAGCAGCUUUUGGCGACUUUUGGCGUCUUCCAUGAGAUGGUCCCACCUACAGCACAUUGGAGGAUGUCACUUGCUGAGAGACAUGGGGCAGUUUUGAAGGUGCUGCUCAUGAAGAUCAUCAAGGAGCAAUCCAUUGUCGGUCUGGGACAGCUACAGAUGGCCGUCAUAGCCGCAACUGCAGCCAGGAACAGUCAGGCGAGAGUGUCUGGCUUUUCACCUACGCAGCUGGUGUUUGGGAAAGAUACUUCAAUGCCAACCAAUCUCAUGGAGGCCUUGGCAGGACAAUUUCACUACCAGCUUGCACGGCCGACAUCACCAGAGGAUUCCUUCUUUAGAGCCAGCCAGAUCAGGAAGGCGGCGUCAGAUGCCUUUCAAUGGAUGGAAGCCAGCGACGCACUGAAGAAGGCUGCCGGGUCCAGAGCGAGACUUCCGAAGUUGGAACUAUUGACAGAAGGAGCACAGGUGAUGUUUUGGGAACCCCCAGCACACAGGAGAGGACUGUCAAGAAGACUUCAAGACAAUGUGUCUUGGCUGGGGCCUGCAGUGGUGGCGGCUAUCGAGAGGAAGGACGGAUCCAUCAAGAGAGUUUGGAUUCGGUACAAGAACAAGUUGAAGGGAGUUCCGCUGGAGUUUGUGAGGUUGGCUGUGGCAGAGGAGCAUGAGGCCACGAGCAUAACCAAGGAAGCACUCUCGGAACUCUCCAAGCAGUUGGACUCCGGCAGGGUGAACGCAGAAGUUCCUGACUCCUCGUCCUCGUCUUCAAGUUCUACGGAGGAGGAAGCGGCUACAGGUAGCACGGAUGCUAAGAAGAAGGUUUUGAAGACAGUGAAGAAGGAUAAGGAGAGGAGCACGGAUCAGGUGAGAGUGCCUGAUCCUAGAUACCCAGUGAUGGAAAUGAGUGACGAGGAGGAUGAAGGAAAUCACCCUGUGUCGGCAGAACAAAUGAGGAAAGCAUCCUCACCUUUGCAUGAUGUGCCGAUCUCCAUUCACCGACAACAAGUUCCGGCUUCGAAGCCUUCAGGAGGAUCAAAUAGACCAGUGGUGUCCUCCAGGCCGAUCAAGAAGGCCAGAACACAUGAAGGAGCUCGAGCAGAUCCAUCGUCAAGGCCAUUCUUGGAGCGCCGAGGCAUGUUUGACAAAGCGCUCAACAGAACGGAGGAGCAUUUCAGAUCUACGCGGCAGAAACUGGAACCGAAGACUGUCCAGAUUGCGGUGCCGACACAGCAGGAGAAUCCUGAAGUCCUACAUGUGAACGUCCGAAAUGACAAUCCUCCGUACGUCAACUUGGAGAAGUUCAACGGCACGGAGUAUUCAGAUUCUGACGCUGAUCUGAUGGAAGCAUUGGAGCGGUCCUUGACGACGGAGAUGCUGCAGCACUUGCCCGUGGUGGAGCUCACACACAUGAGGAGGAGACCGACAGGAGAACAAGCUGAGCUGGGAAGGUCAGCCUUGAGAGAAAUGGAUGAGCCGGUUUUAGUACGACGUGUGAAUCGUCAAAGGUACACCUUGGAGUACAAGCCGGCGUCACCGUUGACAAGGUCUCGUCUGCCCCCGCCACCUGGUCACGUCAUGAACAUCUUGCCUGAAAGUAUGAAGAGGCCAUUGGUGGGUGAGCGACAAUGGGAAAUUCUACGACGACAACGCCAAGAUCCACCUCCUCAGAAGGACUACUGGAUGUUGAGCCCAGAGAAGACGGAACUCUACAGGAUACAUGUGGUCCCACGGUUCCACUUGUUUGAUGUGUUGGCCUUUCAUCAGGAGAAAGGCCUCAAUGAGCCACAUGUGGACCCACCCAAAGGAAUUCCGAGGAGUUGGAUCACUGGAGCAAGGACUACGCAGGUCUACUAUGUCAACAACCCGCUGGAACCCCACAACUAUGUGGGUUACGGCCCAAUCCCUCAAUCAGCGAUGUUCAUGCACCCAACGGUGGCCAAUGAGAGGAUGUCUGAAUUGAUCGCAGACAGUGUCAGGUGGACUGGAUGGAACACUCAACAGAAUUUGUUGGGUUAUUGGCAGGGUGUCACACGGUUUCAAGUACAAGAUCCUGACGAAGCGGAGUCCCAUUUGGUGCAUUGGCUAGAAGCGCGUCAUUUUGCAGAGGAUGCCUGGCGUGCUGGACAAGACCUGGUGCACCAAUAUAGAGAACUGCAGCUGGAAUCAGGUUGGCCAAAUGAGACGUUGAUGACACAACACCUUGCCAACGUACCCAAUCUGGAUGUCAACCAAGUCAUGGACAUUGUCAACUUGGCCAAGGAUUCUUUGAAGGCAACUCAGCUUGAGAUGCAGGAGAUCUUUUUCAACUUUGUCCACCUGACGAACGUGCAAGAACCUACACCACAUGCUCGUCAUCAAGGACAAGUAGAACUGACACUUCUUCCUGAGGAGCCUGUGGAUACUACGUUGCCUGCAACAGGAAAGGUUCGACUUGAACUACAAUGGAGCAACCUUUCGCCAGUUUGGCAGAAGGCAUUUGAGCAGCCGAUCAAAGAUGCACUGGACAUCUACUUCAAACAUGAUGCUUUGGCUCCGGUGAUGCCGAACGAGGUGGUGGAUGCUUCAGAGAUUCUUCCCAGUCGUUUUGUCUUGGUAAACAAGACGGAUCCCCGGAAUCAACACCCAGCUGAUGCAGAUCUUCCAGAUGCGAAGCUCAAAGCCAGAUUGGUCAUUGCAGGACACAUGGAUCAGAGAGCAGGAGGCUUUGAGACAGAGGCUCCAACUGCAAGCCUGCUUGCACACAACCUCUUAUGCUUUUUGGCGGCACAAUGGUCUUGGAAGAUGACAUUUGCAGACAUUUCAGCAGCGUUUCUGCAAGGAGACUACUUGCCGGCAGAGAGAAGGGUUUUUGUGCGAUGCCCAAAGAAUUAUCUUCUUUUUGUACGACAAUACUUGAUGAGCAAGUUACCCGCAGGAGCACGCACUGAUCUCAUGAGGAUGAAGAAGGCAGGUUUUGGUCUUGCAGAAUCGCCAAGGCUUUGGUACAAGAGGUUUAAGCGAGGAGCCGAAUCAGUUGGUGGACGUGAACUUCACCUAUGUCCAGGAGUCUUUGCCUUUUUCCAAGGGGGCAGGGUCAUUGCGCUUUUGGCUGUCCAUGUGGAUGACGUGAGGCUGAUUACAGACAAUGAAUAUGAGAAGGUCAUGAUGGAAAGGCUCAAUUCCCUCUUUACGUUUGGGGAAUGGGUCCACCCGGUGCAAUGGACGAAGUUCUGUGGCCGUUUUGAGAAGCAAAUGCCAGAUGGGACUGUCUACAUGCAGAUGGACCAGUAUGCCGAGCGUCUGGUAGAUCCCCCGCAACGACCACGUGGACAAGAACAUCCUCUGUUGCCGAAUGAACGCAAGUGGAUCGCCUUGGUGGAGCUCAAGCUCUUGGUGGACAGGGCGAGAAUUCCGGUCACCGUGAAGUUCGAGAAGCUGGGAUGUGAGGUGAAGGACAUGGUGGUGGUGUGCACAUCAGAUGCUUCUUUCGCCGGAAUGCCGAGGGGAAGAUCCCAAGGAGGUUUUGCAAUUGGGUUUGCCAAUCCUGACAUUUUGUCAGGGACUGCACCGUUCAAUGUGGUGCAUUACCACUCUGGACUGCUCAAAAGGGUGGUCCGGUCAAGUCUGGCUGCGGAAAUCAGUCAAGCAGCUCACACGCUUGAAGAAGGCGACUUCGUCAGAGCCCUCCUGGCCGAGAUGAUCUCGGAGAACUUCGAGCUCAAGAUGUGGGUGCCGCAUGUGGCGCAGUGGAAGUUUGUCUUGGUGCUCGGCUCUCGCACCGGAUAUGACCUGUUGAACGGAACAGGUCUUGGUGAAGACAAGCGAUUGGCCAUUGACAUUGCGGCCAUGAGACAGGCCCUUCAAGAAGAUGGUGCCGCUCGUCUGGUCAGAUGGGUCCCAGGCGAGGAGCUCAUCGCGGAUGACCUGACGAAACUAUGCGGCAACCAAAAGCUGAUGGCCACGCUCGCUCAGGCUCGAUGGGCCCUGAAGGACACGGAUGUGGCGAAGCGACUUCGAGCAGACGCUGCCGCGAGGAAGAAGAACUACCGGCAGCGCAUCUCGGCUGGUCGUGAAGAAGCCGAGGUCCUUGCGCGCUUUUCCAUUUCACCAGAGUUCGUUUGGCAGUGCUUGAACGGCGCUAUGUGGUUUGAGGCAAUGCAGACCUAUGGCUAUGCCGCAGCUGUGUGGAUUCUAUUUCUCACGUUUGCUGCAGUUUCACCUUUGGCUAUCCGAGUGAUUUGGCUCUUUGCUUUCGCUUUGCUGGACAUUGGUUUCUGUCUUUGCUCUCUGCUGCUCAGUAAAGUCCGUUUUGCCCACAAAGUCGCGAAGCAGGUCACAGGAACAUGGGAAGGCUGGCUGCUGAUUCAUGGAGGUCUGGACUACAUGAAACACAUCGUUGGUGGUGCAGAGGGCAAUUCCAUCAUGGCCUUGGUGCAUUGGUUCUUGGACGAUAACGCGGCUUUUUGCAACGGAAUCCGAAUUGGUUUCCGACUUCUUGCGGAAGGAACGCACGGAGCUUCUCUGACAAUUUGCGGCCGUGCUGUGUGA
Messenger RNA from Cladocopium goreaui, 7605 nucleotides. NCBI's taxonomy places the organism in Eukaryota, Dinophyceae, Suessiales, Symbiodiniaceae. The record is from the annotation of a GenBank genome assembly.